GGUUACAGAGAGAGAGACGUGUUUGGUUUUACUUUCACUUUUCAGAGCUGACUCACUCAGGCGUAAAACACACGGACAAAAGCCACAAAUACACAACUGAAUUUACACAAGAACUGAUAACACACAGCACCAACAUGGCUUUCAAAUACCCAGAAGCGCGGAGAGAUGACAGUAAGGUGGAUGAUUAUCAUGGAGUGAAGGUCCCGGAUCCAUACCACUGGCUGGAGGACCCUGACAGUGAGGAGACCAAGAUGUUUGUUGAAGAACAAAACAAGUUGACCAUGCCGUUCCUGGAACAGUGUGCAGUCAAAGAACAGUUCCACCAGCGCCUCACCGAGCUAUACAACUACCCCAAAUACAGCUGCCCCUACAAGAGAGGAAAGAGAUAUUUCUAUUUCCACAAUGAAGGUUUGCAGAACCAGGACGCGCUUUAUGUGCAGGAUUCUUUAAACAGUCCCGCGUCGGUCUUCUUUGACCCAAACAAACUUUCAGAGGACGGAACCGUGGCUCUUAAGAUAUCCACGCUCUUAAAAAUAAAGGUUCUAAAAGAGAUCUUUGCUGGGCUGUUUGGUCCCAUUUCUGAUGAUGGCAAGUUUGCAGUGUUAUCAAUCACUGAGGGAUGCGAGCCAGUGAACCGUCUGUGGUACUGCGACCUGCAGCAGCUGCCCAAUGGCAUAACAGGUUUGCUGCCAUGGGUGAAGCUGGUUGAUACGUUUGAAGCUAAAUAUAGCUACAUCACAAAUGAGGGCACUGUCUUCACUUUACGCACCAACCUGGACGCUCCACGGUACCGCCUCAUUAACGUAGAUCUGCAGAAACCGGAACAGACACACUGGAGAUCCCUCAUCCCCCAGCACUUGAAAGAUGUCCUGGGCUUUGUGGAGUGUGUGAACCAGCGCUACCUGCUGGUGAAUUACCUGCAUGACGUAAAGGACAUCUUACAACUCUAUGAGCUGGACUCUGGGAAGCUGAUCCGAGAUCUGCCGUUAGACGUGGGCACUGUGGUGGGUCUGAGCUGCAAAAAGAAGCACCCUGACUUUUUCUACAAGUUCACAUCAUUUACUACACCAGGAAUAAUCUACCACUGUGACCUGAGUCAGUCCAACCCUGAGCCCACAGUCUUCCGUCAGGUGGAAGUGAAAGGCUUCCAGCCGAGCGACUACCAGACGACUCAGGUGUUUUACCCCAGUAAAGACGGUACAAAGAUACCAAUGUUCCUCGUACAUGCACGUGGUAUUAAAAAAGAUGGCUCUCAUCCAGUCUUUCUCUACGGUUACGGGGGUUUCGAGAACUCCAUUCAACCAUACUACAAUACAGCCUACAUGCUUUUCAUAAGACACUUGGGAGGCAUCCUGGCUGUGGCAAACAUCAGAGGAGGAGGAGAAUACGGCCAAACUUGGCAUAAAGCUGGCAACCUUGGAAACAAACAGAACUGCUUUGAUGACUUCCAGUGCGCUGCGGAGUACCUGAUCCGCGAACAAUACAGCACCGCCAACCGGAUCGCUAUCAACGGAGCGUCCAACGGCGGCCUACUUGUGGCGGCAUGUGUGAACCAGCGGCCCGAGCUGUUCGGCUGCGCAGUGGCUGAGGUCGGGGUCAUGGACAUGCUCAAGUUUCACAAGUUCACCAUCGGUCACGCCUGGACAACUGACUACGGCUGUGCGGAUGACCCUGAACAGUUUAACUGGCUCAUAAAGUACUCUCCCCUCUAUAACCUUCCUCAUGCCCCUCGGGAUGGGCCACCGUACCCCCCCAUGCUGCUCCUGACGGCAGAUCACGAUGACCGCGUGGUCCCCCUGCACACUUUGAAGUAUGUAGCCACCCUGCAGUAUGGAGUUGGCCGCAGCCCCGGCCAGACAAAUCCCCUGUUGGUCAGAGUGGACACUCGCAGUGGACACGGUGCAGGGAAACCCACAGCAAAAGCCAUCCUGGAGGACACACACAUCUUCUCUUUUAUAGCCCAGACCCUGGGCCUGAGCUGGAAACCAUGAGAGAGGAAUGAAUAAUGUCUCCUUUUGAUGGUCUGUAAUCAUUUGUGAUCACGUGAGUUACUGUUUUUAACUGUGUUGACUGUUGCACAUCGUGCAUUAUAACAGGGGUCAUCAUCUUGAUAAAUAAUUUCUUGUUUCAAUCAAUUGUUUCUUAAAUUACAGCUGUAAAAUAAAUAGUUUGGCAUUUACAUUUUGAUACUUAAAACAACCUCUAAGGGGCAGUAAAGGACUGAAAUAAGUCCACCAACUAGUCUGGAUAAAAACUGUACAGAGCCAUCAGGGAGAAAAAUGAAAAUAUGGCAUUCCAGAGUGAUUUGAUAAGGAAGGUUCACUAAGAACCUAUGUGGCACACCCAGGGAGAGGGAGCCUGCUCCAAAUAUUUAACCGGAAUCCCAUGAAUUAAAAUAACAGCCUUACAGUUGAUACAAUACCCCCCAAAGCCAAGCAACAUAUUUUACAAGAAAAUUGUCACAUUUUCAUAAUUUCAAAAUGAACGUUUUUUUCUAGUUGUAAGAUGUAGUGGACUUGACUUUGUAAACUAAAAGGAAACUGAUUUAAUACAUCCACAAUUUCAGUUUCAGAAAUGUAACGUCCAGAAACAGCAUCAAAAAGCAAAAAAAUACAUAAUAAAUUCAAGUUAAAUUGUC
Molecule: messenger RNA, 2638 nt
Organism: Triplophysa dalaica
Lineage: Eukaryota; Metazoa; Chordata; Actinopteri; Cypriniformes; Nemacheilidae
Product: prolyl endopeptidase-like
Exons: 14
Coding region: 135-1991 (618 amino acids)
Biological process (GO): proteolysis
Cellular component (GO): cytosol
Molecular function (GO): oligopeptidase activity; serine-type endopeptidase activity
Source: RefSeq, a predicted model, not a curated record